AUGCGGCCCCCGGUGAAGAAUGGCAACAACCGGCGCCCCCGCGGCUGGAUUGUGAUCGUCACCGGCCUGCUGCUGGCUGGCGGCGUCUACAAGUGGGCCGCCAGGGAGGGGCACACGCUGGCAAGGUCUGGACUGACCCCAGCAAAGCAGGAGGAGGCUGGCCUGACUGCAACAGAGCAGGAGGAGGCCGGAACGACGGCAGUAGAGCAGGAGGAGGCCGGAACGACGGCAGCAGAGCAGGAAGGCGCCGACUCGAGCGCAGCAGAGCAGGAGGAGGCAGCCACGGCGGAUCAGGGGGGCGGCAGCCUGAGGUCAGCACAGGAGGAAGGAGCUGGCAUGGCGGCAGCAGAGGAGGGGCAGGGCGCCGAGCUGAGCGCGGCAGAGGGGCAGGAGGAGGUCCCUGGUUUGAACGAAGAUGAGGAGUAUAAGCAGGCUAUGGCGUCGGAGAAGGUUUUGGAAGCGGCCGAGCGGCAGGAGCAGGAGGAGCAUGCGCAGGCUCGGGCGCAGCAGCAGUGGGACGCGCUGGCGGUGCACAGGCCAGACUGGAGCGAGGCCUGCACGGAGCCGCCCUGCUCAGGCAUUUACAGCAAACUCGAAGACGGCAGCCCGCUCCCGUCGGUUCCUUGGGCGGGCCUGAUCGGGGAGGACGCCUGGCUGCAGAAGAACCUGUUUUUCGAAAAGAAGGGCGGGUUCUUCCUGGGGUUUGGCUGUGCCGCCAAGGACGCCUGCAGCGCCGCCUGGUUUGCCCAGGCUGCCGGCUGGAAGGGCCUCCUCGUCGAGGGUGACCCUGGCGAGUACAAGGGGGUGGUGGAGAGCUUCCCCGACGCCAUCGGCGUGAAUGCUGCCGUGUGUACCGACCAACAGACAGUGCGGUACCACAGCGACGGUACAUGGGGCGGGGUGUGGGACUUCAUGCCGGAGGCGUACCGCCAGGAGCACCACCCUGAGGACACGGAGGAUGGGAUGGCAGAGGUGGAGUGUACGCCGCUGCAGGUCAUUCUUAACAAGCUGGGCAUCGACGCGAUUGACCUGCUUGUGGUGGAUGUGAAUGGCGGGGAGCUGGAGGUGCUGCAGUCGCUCGACUUCGGCCGGGUGGCAGUCAAGGUGGUGGUGGCGGCGAUCGAGGUGCUCGACGGCGUGGCCCAGCACGAGCUGGCGGCGCAGCUGUCGGCCGCCGGCUUCCAGCCUGUCGCCAAGGCCAGCGGCAGCGAGAUGGCGGAGAAGCUGGCGGUGUUUGUGCACGAGAGCGCGUGGCCGCAGCUCAAGCACGCGCCCGACGUGGAGAAGGUGGAGCUGUGA
Molecule: messenger RNA, 1299 nt
Organism: Chlorella variabilis
Lineage: Eukaryota; Viridiplantae; Chlorophyta; Trebouxiophyceae; Chlorellales; Chlorellaceae
Exons: 6
Coding region: 1-1299 (432 amino acids)
Source: RefSeq, a predicted model, not a curated record